AUGUCGUCAGCCAUUGUUGUCGGUGCAACUGGCAUCCUGGGCCGUGAAAUCGUCCUACAGCUAGGCAAAAGCCCAGAUAAAUGGCCAACCAUCUACGCCCUGUCCCGGUCCAAAAAGGGCGACUUCCCCCCGACCGUCCGCCAGACGUCCAUCGACCUCACCGGCUCCACCACUGAGAUGGCCCAGAACCUCCAAGGGGUGACGGCCGAAUACGUCUUCUUCGCAGCCUACCUCCAAAAGGACACGGAGCAGGCCAACUGGGACGUAAACGGCGACAUGCUCCAGAACUUCCUCAACGCCCUCGAGACCACCGGCGCCGCAUCGUCCCUGAAGCGCAUCGUCCUCGUGACAGGGUGCAAGCAGUACGGCGUGCACCUGGGCCCCGUCAAAAACCCCAUGCUCGAGACGGACCCCUGGCUCCGCGGCGGCGGCGACCGGACUUCGUUCCCGCCGAACUUCUACUACCGCCAGCAGGACAUCGUCCGGGACUUUUGCGAAACGAAGGAGGUCGGGUGGACGGUGACGUACGCGAACGACGUGGUCGGGUUUGCGCGCGGGAACUUCAUGAACCUGGCUACCUCCGUGGGGAUAUAUGCCGCUGUCGAGAAGGAGCUGGGCCACGACCUCGUCUUCCCCGGCUCGGAGCGGUUUUACUCGGGGUUCGACUCGCUCACGGAUGCGGGGCUGCAUGCGCGGUUCUGCGAGUGGGCGGCCCUCGAGCCACGGGCGGCGGGGGAGGCUUUCAAUGUCGUUAAUGGGGAUGUGGAGAGUUGGCAGAAUCUGUGGCCUCGUGUUGCUGAGCGAUUUGGCAUGAUGGUUAAGCCGGAUCAGUUCGUGGCCGGGUAUGGGGGGGAGAGUAGCUCUUCUCAACUCGCUGACGUGGCGCCCCUGAGCGUCUUUGCUGAGAAGGCCGGGUUGGAGGGGAGGGUCGUGCCGGGACGGCUUGAACAACGUGUCGAUCUCGUCAAGUGGAGUCAGAGGGAGGAUGUGAGGAAGGCGUGGGACUCUUUGACGACUCGGGAGGGACUCGACAAGAAGGCCUUUGAGGAAGCUACGUGGAGUUUUCUCGGGUUUGUCUUGGGUAGGGCCUACGAUUUGGUCGUUAGCAUGAGUAAGGCCAGGGCUUUGGGCUGGACAGGGUACAAAGACACCUGGACAGCCAUCUCGGAUGUGUUUGAUAAGCUUGAGGAGGCAAAGGUUCUGCCGAAGACGCGGUAA
Messenger RNA from Sodiomyces alkalinus F11, 1218 nucleotides. RefSeq lists its product as hypothetical. The transcript has 3 exons. NCBI's taxonomy places the organism in Eukaryota, Fungi, Ascomycota, Sordariomycetes, Glomerellales, Plectosphaerellaceae. The record is from RefSeq and is a predicted model, not a curated record. The coding region runs from base 1 to 1218 and encodes 405 amino acids.